This is a messenger RNA of Saccostrea echinata, 1410 nucleotides long. RefSeq lists its product as uncharacterized. The record is from RefSeq and is a predicted model, not a curated record. NCBI's taxonomy places the organism in Eukaryota, Metazoa, Mollusca, Bivalvia, Ostreida, Ostreidae. Gene Ontology annotation, molecular function: A2-type glycerophospholipase activity; phospholipid scramblase activity. The transcript has 12 exons. The coding region runs from base 1 to 1410 and encodes 469 amino acids. Gene Ontology annotation, biological process: phospholipid metabolic process; arachidonate secretion; plasma membrane phospholipid scrambling. Gene Ontology annotation, cellular component: plasma membrane.
AUGGAGGGCAUUUCUAAAAAUGUGUUAGUCCUGAAUUUUCAAAUAGAUUCGAAAAAUGUCAAGGAUCAACAGGUGUGGGCACCUCGCCCUGAGCCCAUUCCGGGCUGUCCUCCUGGCCUAGAAUACUUAACAACGGUGGAUCAGCUACUUGUUAAACAGCAGACAGAGCUUUUAGAGGUUCUCGUAGGAUGGGAAACUGCAAAUAAGUACAAGAUCAAAAACAAAAGUGGACAACAAACCUAUUUUGCAGCUGAAGAGUCAAAUGCCUGCGCUCGCCAGAUUUGUGGCCCAAAAAGAGGUUUUACAAUGCACAUCACAGACAACAUGGGCGAGGAGGUGAUCCGAGUAACAAGGCCGUUUAAGUGUUUUGCUGGAUGCGCAUGGUGUGCUUGUAUUAACGCUUUUGCUCAUGGGGUUACAGUUGAAGCACCACCGGGACAGGUGGUAGGAUAUGUCAAACAACAACUGAGUUGGUUUCCACCAAGAUAUUCAAUACUGGAUGCCAAUCGCCAGGAGGUCUUGUGCAUCAAAGGUCCUCUCUGCAUGAUUACAGGGCCAUGUUGUCCAUUCGACCUUGAAUUUGAGGUGUUUGCCAAGGACGGGAAUACAAGUGAGGGGAAGAUCAGCAAGAAGUGGGGUGGAAUGCUAGACUAUGUCCUCGACAUUGGCUCUGAUGCUGACAGUUUUGGAGUUUCGUUUCCUAUGGAUCUAGAUGUCAAGAUCAAGGCGGUGAUGAUUGGAGCUGUGUUCCUCAUUGACUUCAUGUACUUCGAAACGACCCACCUUUCGUGUUUUGCCUCGAAGAUGACGUUAUUGGCGGCUGUUACCGUGUUAACUAUCUUUCAUCUGAUUGAAUCAAAUCACAGUCCUCCAUACAAGGGAAAUUUUAAUCUGUUUUUGAGAUCGGACAACAAGGUCUACAUACUCAAUAUCAAUGGAAGAAGAGUCCAUUUGAAGAAACCCAUCCUCAACCUCGAAGGAAAAAUUGAAAAUGGAAGAAGAGAGGCAGAGGGCUUCAAUGUUAGUGAAAUAUUAGGGAGGAGGAACAAUACAGCCAUCAGAAAAUCAACUCUCCGGCGCUCGCAACGGCAAACUUAUCCAGGAACAAAAUGGUGUGGCAUUGGGAACGAAGCUACAAGUUAUGAAGACUUGGGAACAAAUAAGGAUGUGGACAUGUGUUGUCGAGAUCAUGACUUCUGUGAUGUAAAAAUUGAGGCUGGAAAAAGCAAUUAUGGUCUGAAGAACGAUGGUUUUUUCACCAUAGUGUCCUGUGAAUGUGAGAAGGUAUUUUAUGGUUGUUUAUCAGAGAUACCACAAUACCCUCAUGCAGCUAUUAUUGGAUUUGUCUACUUUGAUCUUUUUAGUCCUAAGUGCAUUGGAAAGAAGAAAGUGUGUACUAGGUACACGUAA